Molecule: messenger RNA, 3200 nt
Organism: Siniperca chuatsi (mandarin fish)
Lineage: Eukaryota; Metazoa; Chordata; Actinopteri; Centrarchiformes; Sinipercidae
Gene: ccdc191
Product: coiled-coil domain containing 191
Exons: 18
Coding region: 361-2970 (869 amino acids)
Molecular function (GO): phosphatase binding
Source: RefSeq, a predicted model, not a curated record
CAACUCAAUGGCAGUUGUAUGUACGGGUUCUGCGCUUUGCUUGGACUUUUUGUAGUGACUUCUGAACACUUUUUGUUAAUAUAAAUAUAUAAUCGUUGGCUUUUGUGGAUGGCGUAUCCUGUUGGUAGACGAUGACUCUGUAAUGAUGGUCGGGUCUAUAUUAUAAUAGCAGAAGUAAAGGUGUAUAACUAAACAAAUGACGUUCCCAGGUCACAAUCCUCACCUGUUUAGGUGGAGGAGGCUCGGCAAGAGUAAAACAUCUGCAGUCAAGACAUCGGCAUUGGCUCAGCCCUCAAUUUGCACACUGCGCCCACAGCUCAAGGUGUCUGAGCUUGGCUGGGCAUUUUCAAGCAGGCAAAGAUGCAUGUGAAGAAUGGUGAUAUCGAUCAGUGGAGGAAGCGUGUGGAGAUGGCUUCUGAGUUUGCUAUAUCUGAAGUCUUCUCCCACAAGAAACCUCAUCCAGGAACCAGCACCCUGGCUUUACCAUUGCAAAGCUCUGACCAGUUAAGAGACCAUGAUGACGCUUACAGUGAAGCUCAGGCUCUUCUUGGUGAUUGGCUGAGCAGUAAGUUGCGGCUGGAGCUGGAGAUAGAGGAGGACGAUGACCUGAUGAGCUCCGCUGAGAGGAGAAGCCCUGUUGCGUUGGCUAGUGCUCAGCCUGCUGCCCUGAACUACAGCAACUUUGAUGAUCUGUACAACUGUCUGGCUGAGGAGGAAGAACACAGCACUGUUAACAGCUUCCUACAAGACCUGAUGGAGCAAGAGGUGUUGGACUCUGGGGUGAUGGAGGAACUGGCACUGGAUGUUGGACAAACAAGGAAGAAGUUCAGAAACCCGAUCGUCACCAUGGAAGCGCGACACCUGCAGGUGCGGGAGAACAGGGCCCGGCGGGAGGCUGAGAGGCAGAGGCAACAGAGAGAGAGGGAGGCUCAGUGGGGUGCCAGAGAGGAGGCAAAGAGGAGGGAGCAAAGGGAGGAGACGAGGAAGAAGCAGGAGGCUCGGAGGCAGGAGGAGAUGGUGCAGCAGGAGAUGGUGAGACUGCGACGUCAGAUGGAGGAGAGGAGAGGCCUGGAACAGCUGGUUCGACAGAGGGAAAGGGAGAGAGUGGAAGGGCAGAGGGCAGCCAGAAGCCUCCAGUCAGCUCCUCCACUUCCCACAAAACAGCAGCAGCAGGAAACAGAGAGACUAUUUAAAGAACAGAAAAUUCAAACCAAAGUUUACAUGCAUAAUCUUAAGUGUCUGCAGAGGCAUUUCUCUGGAUGGUAUUCAGUGGUGUUGGACAGAAGGCUACGUUUGGGUAAGGCCAUGGCCCUCUGCGACUGGAAGAGGCAGCUGAGAGCAUGGCGAGCGUGGCGGGCAGUGGUGUGGGCAGAACAAAAGCAGCGAGAGGUGGUGAGAACAGAAGAGGAGCUACGAGUUGGAAACAGACAAUGCCAGCUGGCUGUGGAGAGUGACCGAAGGCGGUUGCUACGGCGAUGUCUGAAUGCGUGGCAGCUAUGGUGUCGGAUGGAGAAGGAACAACGACAGCUUCUGGCCCGGCAGCAGGAGACCCGGCGGAAGAUGGCUGCCCUAAUCAAUGCUGCAUCAACAGGCAAACUCAAGGCCACAGAAACCCAAACUUAUCAGCCAAUAAUGGCCCCUCUUGAGGCAUCUAACCAACCAGAGAGCAUGGAGAAAGAGAAUCACCACAGGUCAGGCACAUUAGCCCCCGACGCCUCUGCAGUACAUGAGAAUAAGACCCCUGUGGGUACUGUGGCCCAGCCCACUCAGCCAUGGCAGGUGACCCGACGCCAUGCAGCACCGACUGCUGCUGAGCUCCAUGAUGCACGGCAGAGAGGCGAGGGCGAUGGCUUUACCUGUUCAAAAAGCGCAGCGUCGCCGGGCAGCAGGUUUGAGAACAGACACGCCGUCCAACAGCAGAUCAUCACGCAGCAAAGGAAGCUGUUGAAGGAGCAGCAAGAGCAAAUUGCACGGCUGAAGGAGGAGCAGAGCAUGGCGGGCCUGGAGCUGGAAAUAGAGAAAACUGCACAGCUCACCCAGCUAUCAAUGCUAAGAGGCUUGAGACCAAAGAGCCACAGCUUUGAUCCCAGAGAGCAGAGGGCACUGAGAGUCACUGGAGAACCUGACAGUCUCUGUGCACCUCUGAGGAAAGCGGUCACACGCCAGACAUGCCCCCAUCCAAUCAUCACGGCUAUGGAGGCCCGUGCACGCCAACGCUCAGAGCGGAGGAAGGAAAUCAAGGAACUCAAGAGAAAGAAAGAAGAGGAAAAACUGGCUGAGAUGAAAGCCGCUGAGGAGCAGAGGCAGAGGGAGGAGGAGGAGGAGAAACGCAAAGCAGCAGAAAAGAAGAGGGAGGAGAAAAGGCAGGAAAGAGAGAGGGAAGAGGAAAAACAGAGGCAAGUGAAAAGGCAACAGGAGCUCCUGAAGCUGGCCCGUCAAUACUACCACAGAAACCUGCUGCUACGGCGAGGCCUGGCGCCAUGGAAAUGCCUCAUUCAGCUCAGACAAGCCAACAUGCAGCUGGCAGAGAGACACCACAAUCUCUUCCUCCUGAGGCAGUGCACAGUAGGCUGGCAGCAAUCAGCAAGCGAGUUCCUGUCUGAGAAAGAAGCUUCUGCGGACCAACUGUACCAGCACUUUUUGCUUCGGAGGAGCUUAAGCUGCUGGAAAAGGCUUAAGGACUGGCGGAUGAUUCAAGAGGAGAGAGCGAAGCGUUUCUAUCGCGCUCGCACUCUGAGGAGGUUUCUGCUGGCACUGCUGGACCAUGUGACCCAGGAGAGGUUGGUGGAAUGGGACCAUCAGGAGCUGGCCCAAGAGCACAAUAACAGACGGGUGCUGCGGCGAUGUUUCCUGGCCUGGGGGCAGCUUCCGUGUCUGCUGCGCAAGGAAAGAAAGAAGGAGGAGCGGCGGGAGAAGUUGGGGCGGAAAGUUACGGAGGUUCUGCCUGAUUUCUGCUCCUAUCCACUGUAAAGCCCCUGGGAGAAACCGUCACUGUAGGAGACAAACUGCAUACCCAUACAGACACACAAACAUCUCAGAGGACAUGUGUAUGCAUACAAUUACACAUUUAUUUAAUAUAAAAUAAAUUAAAUUCAUUUCAUACAAGCACACAACUGGACCCAUAUAUUUUUUGGGAUACCAAAAAAAAAAAAAAAAAAAAAAAGCUAAUAAAAGCAGCGAUAGUGGAACGCACUACUCAA